Messenger RNA from Coffea arabica (coffee), 2017 nucleotides. Its product is annotated as cytochrome P450 CYP72A616. Gene Ontology annotation, molecular function: iron ion binding; monooxygenase activity; heme binding. The record is from RefSeq and is a predicted model, not a curated record. Lineage: Eukaryota; Viridiplantae; Streptophyta; Magnoliopsida; Gentianales; Rubiaceae.
UUUUUCUACUGGAAACAACAAUCCAAAUGGACCAGGGACCUAACUUAUUCUCCAAGAUCAUUAAUUAGUAAAAUAAUGAAGAUAUGAAAGGUACUGGUAGCCUAAUUUGACAAGGAAGAAGAAAAUCCUUGUGACCACUGGCUCAAUAGCAACUAUCCUUGACUUAAAUUUCAAACAGAAGUUUCAGAAAGGCACCAGUAUAAAUAUCGAACUAGAAGUAUUUAGGAACCAUAAAGCAUUCAAUAGAACCAAAAACCAAGUAGCUGAAAAUCUUCAAGUUAAUGGAAGAUCUGAAAAUCCUGUCCCUAAAAAUCACUGCUCUACUUCUGGUAAGCUACUUCUUUCUGAAAGUUUUUUACUCCAUUUGGUGGAAGCCAAAAUGGCUUGAAAGGCGCUUAAAACAGCAAGGAAUUAGAGGCAACCCCUACAAACUUCUGAUUGGAGACAUGAAAGACUUCAUGAAGCAAAUCACUGAAGCAUGGUCUAAACCAAUGAGCCUUUCUCAUCAGAUUGCACCGCGUGUCGAUCCCUUCACUCUCAACACAGCUCAAAAAUAUGGAAAAGUAUCACUAUGCUGGGCAGGGACAACUCCCAGGUUGAACAUUAUGGAUCCUGAUAUAAUAAAAGAAGUGCUAGCUAACAAGCAAGGUCACUUUGGUAUAACACCGCUGGCGUUGAACCCUCUUAUACUCAUUCUGACAGAAGGAUUGACACUUUUAGAGGGUGAAACAUGGGCUACUCACAGGAGGAUAAUGACUCCCGCAUUCAACUCGGAGAAACUAAAGGGAAUGGUAUCAAUAUUUGCAGAGAGUUGUGUCUUGCUGGUAGAAAAGUGGAAGAAAUCAAUUGCUCUUGGUGGAACCUGCGAAAUAGAUGUCUGGCCCGAAUUUCAGGAUCUGACCGGAGAUAUUAUUUCUCGGACAGCAUUUGGAAGCAACUUCGACGAAGGAAAUCAAAUCCUAAAGCUUCAGAGAGAGCUGCAAGGUUUGGUUGUUGAAGCCAUGCAGAGCUUGUACAUUCCUGGUCUCAGAUUCAUUCCAACAAGAAAGAACCGGAGAAGAAAAAGUUUGGACAAAAACAUUACUUCAAUGCUCAGGUCUUUGAUUGAGAGAAAGGAAACCCUGAUGAGAACUGGACAAACAAAUACAGAUGAUCUACUUGGCCUACUCUUGCAGUCUAAUGAUGAAAACAGCCUACAAUCUAGUCCACAGAACAAAAAUGGUAACAAGAUGACCAUCAAAGAAAUAAUAGAGGAAUGCAAGCAGUUCUACAUAGCUGGUCAAGAGACAACCUCAAGCUUGUUAACAUGGACGAUGAUCAUCCUGGCAAUGCAUCCAGAGUGGCAAGAGCAAGCAAGGGAAGAAGUUCUGGCAUUGUGUGGGAAACAGCAUCCUGAUGCCAAAACCAUAAGCCAACUUAAAACUGUAACCAUGAUUCUUCAUGAAGUUCUCAGAUUAUAUCCACCAGCUAUCGCUCUGUAUAAACAUACAUACCAGGAAACAAAGAUAGGAAAUCUCUCUCUUCCAGCAGGAGUAGAUCUUACACUGCCCUUAUUACUCAUCCAUCAUGACCCUGAGCUAUGGGGCAGUGAUGCGGAGGAAUUUAAACCUGAAAGGUUCUCAGAAGGAUUGUCCAAGGCUUCGAAAAAUCAACUAGCAUUCUUCCCUUUUGGGUGGGGUCCCAAAACCUGCAUUGGCCAAAAUUUUGCACUGAUGGAAGCAAAGAUUGCAUUAUCCAUCAUACUACAAAAUUUCUCAUUCGAGCUCUCACCAUCCUACACGCAUGCCCCCAACACUGUUAUGACUCUUCAACCACAACAUGGAGCUCCCAUCAUAUUAAAGGAAAUUUAGAUCACGACUCAGGACAUUGAAGAUGUAAGAUGUUCUCAAGACCUACUAAACAAUAAGAACUGUCAUGCCAUGAUUUAUAUCACUGGAGAAACAUUUCUCAACAAAACCGUGUACUCAUAUUUUUAUGGUCAGAAUUUUUGUACCUGCAGAAUCUCAUGAUUUCAGUA